AUGAUCGCAAAGACUCAAGCCAUCGUGGCUCGCGAGCCCACUGAACCCUUGAAGCCGAACUGGGCAAUGGAGGAAGUGACGCUGGGUGGAUUUGGAGACGAUGAAAUGCUUGUAGACAUGAUUGCCACCGGAAUUUGUCACACGGACAUUGUUCUAUCAUCCGUCCCUGCCGGUGCAAUUGGUAUUGCGUAUCCCAAGAUAGUAGGGCAUGAGGGUAUUCGAAAUCCUGUCGGAGUUGAGCUCGCCAGCAUAGUCCGAGAGAUUGGCAAGAAUGUCAAGACCGUGCAGCCAGGAGACCCAAUCUUGCUAUCUUUUUAUUCCUGUAGAACAUGCGAGCAAUGUCGAACGGAGCACCCCGCAUAUUGCGAUCAGUUUGCCAAGGGGAAUUACAUUGGUCGCCAGGACACCAUGGAAACAGCCUCCGAUAGUCAGCCCGUCUGGUCCCAAUUUUUUGGGCAGUCUAGCUUUGCGCAAACUACCGUUGCCAGUGAAGCAUCUGUUGUCAACGUCAAGAAUCUCAUUAAAAAUCUGGAUGAGUUGAAACUCUUGGCCCCGCUUGGUUGUGGAUUUCAAACUGGCAUGGGAGCAAUUCAGAACAUUGGUCUGGCCACCCCAAAUGAUGUGGUUUUGAUCACCGGUCUUGGAGCUGUUGGGAUGGGAGCCAUCAUGACAGCAAAAAUCUUGAAAUGCAAGUCAAUAAUCGCAGUCGAUCGCGUCAAGUCUAGACUUGAAAUAGCAAAGUCGCUAGGUGCAACCCACAUUAUUGAUACCAGUGAUUCGGCAUUCACGACUCUCUAUGAGGCCGUACGGCGAUUGAUUCCCUUGGGAGCCUCUGUUGCAAUAGAAACAACUGGAGUCCCUACUAUCAUUGAGCAAAGCGUCCAAGCAACAACUCCGCGUGGGAGAUUUAUUCAGAUUGGGGUCCCGCCACUACAAUAUGAGCUGAGUGUGAAUCUCACUCAACAUAUCAAUAGCGGCCGGUCUAUAAUGGGUUGCAUUGAAGGAGACUGUGUUCCUGAGAAUGCAAUUCCACAAAUGAUUGAUUGGUAUCGAAGCGGAAAUUUCCCUAUUGAUAAGCUAGUUGAAUAUUUCGAUGCCACGGAUUACGAACACGCCCUUAGGAAAUUGAAAAACGGCGAAACUAUCAAACCAGUUCUGAUUUGGGAACAAAGUUGA
This is a messenger RNA of Penicillium manginii, 1176 nucleotides long. RefSeq names its product NAD(P)-dependent alcohol dehydrogenase. Bases 1 to 1176 code for a protein of 391 amino acids. The transcript has 6 exons. NCBI's taxonomy places the organism in Eukaryota, Fungi, Ascomycota, Eurotiomycetes, Eurotiales, Aspergillaceae. Gene Ontology annotation, molecular function: oxidoreductase activity. The record is from RefSeq and is a predicted model, not a curated record.